Meloidogyne enterolobii is the source of this 2143-nucleotide messenger RNA. Lineage: Eukaryota; Metazoa; Nematoda; Chromadorea; Rhabditida; Meloidogynidae. The record is from the annotation of a GenBank genome assembly.
UGAAUCAAAAAUUGCUGACCUAAUGUAUCGAUUAAGAAAAGAAGCAGCUCUUAUUGCUGGGGCUAAUAGUAUGCUUAAAUUGUUUGGUGAACAAAAGAAACCUGACCAGAAAAGUGUUAUGAACGCUCAUGAGACCUGUGCUCUAGCAAACGAGAAGCUUGACUUAAUUCGCCUUGCGCUUAAAAAAUAUUCCGAACAAUUGCCCCAUGAAUCACCAAAACGUGAACAUGUUUGUCGAGAAAUAAACGAAUUCUCUGCUUUAGGUCAACGACAAUCUUCUUGCGAUUCCCCAACUCAUGGAAAUGCUAAUACAUUCAAUUCUGAUAGAAAAAAUUCUGUGGACAUAGACAACCACCAACAACAUUCCUGGUUAGAUCAGAGACCACAACUAUACACACAGACUCAAUAUUUGUUGGCUGUUAGUGGGAAACUUGAAUUAAGGUUAAUUGGUUGCCAAGAUUUGCUUAAUAAAAUUGAUCUUCAAGUGGGGAAAAGCAAAUCAAUUGGGAAAUUAUUUCGACAACAAAGUAAUAGUAAAAUGAUCCAAGCAGAAGAAGUUUAUGCCUCUAUUCGAAUAGACAACAAAUUAAUUUCGUCAACAAAGUCAAAAUUGAUGGGUCCAAGUUGUUGGGACCAAAGUUUUUCUAUUGAAUUGGAUCGGGCUAAAGAAUUGGAAAUUGAAUUGUUUUAUAAAGAUAAACGACAAAUGUGUGCAUUUGCUGUACUCAAACUUGGUGAUUUAAUCGACAAAAGCCAAAACGCUGGCAAACACGUUCUUCUUGAACCACAAGGAAUUCUCUUUUUAGAACAUUUUUAUUUGGACCCAACAGUUAGUAGAAAACCUAAUUUACAACGACAGAAAAAGAUUUUUAUGGUUAAAGAAUUGAAAACAAAAGCAGAUACACGAAAACAAUUAGGGCCUUCAGUUUUGGGACGUUUGGUUAAUAAAAGUAAUUCUGCUGCUCAACAAUUUGAACCAGUCGUUUCUAUAGGACCAAACGAUAAUGAGACGUCAAGUAAAGAAGUAGAAUCAACAAAAAGAUUUGGAGGAAAUCAUCAAAACAAAAAACAUUCUUAUACUCCAUUGAAUCUUCGCGACCAUACAAAACAAUUAGAAAUAAUACCUCCACAAUCACUUUCAAUUGACCAAUUUCGUUUAAUUUCUGUUUUGGGGAGAGGACAUUUUGGAAAAGUUAUCCUCUCUCAAUAUAAGCCUACCAGUGAUUAUUAUGCAAUCAAAAUUUUAAAGAAAGGAGAUAUUUUGGCUCGUUAUGAAGUUGAGUCUUUAAUGGUUGAAAAAAGAAUUCUUGAAAUUGCUAGUUCAAGUAAACAUCCAUUCCUUGUAAAUUUAUUUGCUGGUUUCCAAAGCCGUGAACAUGUUUUCUUUGUUAUGGAGUAUGCAAUGGGAGGUGAUUUAAUGAGGCAUAUUCACGAUGAUAUUUUUACUGAAGAAAGGGCUUGUUUCUAUGCUGCAUGUGUUCUUCUUGGUUUGGAAUUUCUUCAUACAAAUAAAAUUGUCUAUAGAGACUUGAAAUUGGAUAAUUUAAUUUUGGAUAAAGAGGGUUAUGUAAAGUUGGCUGAUUUUGGGCUUUGUAAAGAAGGAAUGGGCCCAACUGACCGAACUUCUACUUUCUGUGGUACUCCUGAAUUUUUAGCACCUGAAGUAUUAACUGAAAAUAGUUAUACUCGAGCAAUAGAUUGGUGGGGGCUUGGAGUUUUGAUUUUUGAAAUGCUUGUUGGAGAGCCUCCAUUUUCUGGUGCAGAUGAAGAGGAAAUUUUUGAUUCAAUUGUUAAUGAUGAAGUUCACUAUCCACAAUUUUUGUCAAUUGAAUCUAUUGCAAUUAUGCGAAGGUUAAUGCGAAAGAAACCAGAAAAAAGACUUGGUGCUAGUGAGGAAGACGCAAAGGAAAUUAAAAAGCAACGCUUCUUUGUGCAUAUUCAAUGGGAAUGGGAAAAAUUAUUGAGUAAACAAAUUAGACCUAAAUUUGUGCCAAGUAUUGCUCAUCCUGAGGAUGUCUCUAAUUUUGAUGAAGAGUUUACCAAUGAACAUGCUCGCUUCUCUAGUGCAAAAUCAAAACGAGAAAUUACAGAUGCGGAUAAUGAAUUAUUCCGAGAAUUUGAUUUUUGCAAUUUGCGUUGUUGA